Molecule: messenger RNA, 2461 nt
Organism: Rana temporaria (common frog)
Lineage: Eukaryota; Metazoa; Chordata; Amphibia; Anura; Ranidae
Gene: PPP3CC
Product: protein phosphatase 3 catalytic subunit gamma
Biological process (GO): calcineurin-mediated signaling
Cellular component (GO): calcineurin complex; cytoplasm
Molecular function (GO): calmodulin binding; calmodulin-dependent protein phosphatase activity
Source: RefSeq, a predicted model, not a curated record
CCCCACACUGCAGCUUUGCUGUAGGUGUCAGCGCGCUCACGCUGCAGCUUUAGAGUUCCUCAGUCCCCUUCUAAUCCUCUACCUGGUGGGACGGAUGCGGCAUGGGGACAGCCGUCCCUUUUCCGCCCACGCGGCGGCUGGCUAUGAAUGAAGUAUUUGUGGAAGGUCGUCCUCAGUUGGAAACGCUGAAGAAUCACUUGGUCAAGGAGGGGAGACUGGAGGAAGAGGUGGCUUUGCGUAUAAUCCGAGAGGGAGCAGCUGUUUUGAGACAAGAGAAAACCAUGCUUGAAGUGGAGGCCCCCAUCACAGUGUGUGGAGAUAUCCAUGGACAGUUUUUUGACCUUAUGAAGUUGUUUGAGGUUGGUGGUUCUCCUCACACCACACGCUACCUCUUCUUGGGGGAUUACGUGGACCGAGGAUACUUCAGUAUAGAGUGUGUCCUUUACCUCUGGAGCCUGAAAAUUAUCCACUCCAAAACCCUGUUUCUGCUGCGAGGGAACCACGAGUGCCGACACUUAACAGAGUAUUUCACCUUCAAGCAAGAAUGUAAGAUUAAGUACUCGGAGCGAGUGUACGACGCCUGCAUGGAUGCCUUUGACUGCCUCCCUCUGGCAGCUCUGCUCAACCAGCAGUUCCUGUGUGUGCACGGGGGUCUCUCUCCAGAAAUCACCUGCCUGGACGACAUCAGAAAGUUAGACAGAUUCAAGGAGCCGCCCGCCUUCGGCCCUAUGUGUGAUUUGCUAUGGUCUGACCCUGCUGAGGAUUACGGCAAUGAAAAGACACUGGAGCACUUCACCCACAACACAGUGCGUGGCUGCUCCUAUUUCUACAGCUACCCUGCUGUCUGUGAAUUCCUACAGAACAACAACCUCCUGUCAGUGAUCCGGGCCCAUGAAGCACAGGAUGCUGGCUACCGGAUGUACCGAAAGAGCCAGACGACUGGUUUCCCAUCUCUCAUCACCAUUUUCUCUGCACCAAAUUACCUUGACGUAUACAACAACAAAGCCGCAGUGCUCAAAUAUGAGAAUAAUGUGAUGAACAUCCGUCAAUUUAAUUGCUCUCCACAUCCUUACUGGCUGCCAAACUUCAUGGAUGUGUUCACUUGGUCUUUGCCCUUUGUUGGGGAGAAAGUCACUGAGAUGCUGGUAAAUAUUCUUAGUAUCUGCUCGGAUGAUGAACUGAUCACAGAAGGAGAGGACCCGCUGGAAAGUGGUGCCACUGUACGUAAAGAGAUUAUACGGAAUAAGAUCCGAGCGAUCGGGAAGAUGGCCAGAGUAUUCUCAGUGCUCAGGGAGGAAAGUGAGAGUGUGCUGACACUGAAAGGACUGACACCCACAGGAACACUUCCCCAAGGGGUCCUGUCUGGUGGAAGACAGACCCUGGAAAGCGCCACGGUUGAAGCGCAGGAAGCUGUCCAAAGCUUCUCUCCACAGCACAAGAUCCGUAGCUUUGAAAGCCGGGGUCUGGAUCGGGUCAAUGAGCGCAUGCCCCCACGCCGCCCCUCCUCCCAGGACAUCAAUCUGAACUCUACCGAUAAGAACAGUAACAAAGGCCAGCAGUGACCUUCAGAAAUCUGUGCCGCAAUUCUCCCAUCACCUCCACUGAUAUUGUGUGCUCGAGGGCCGGACUCUCAAUUCAAGCAAAGGACACAUAUAUACACUGCUCUACAAUUUCUGACUCAUUACUGAUCCAUACAAACUCACAUACUGUAUACAAGGGCCGCCCUGGAUAUUCAUGUGUGCAUACAGCUGUAAACACGCAUUAAUGAUCUGUUUAUCUAUAAACAUACCCCCCCCCCCCCCCUAUGGGUUAUACAUAAAACUAUACACACUCAGUGCUGAUCUAUACAGCUGUACACACAAAUGCCAAUGAGUUAUUUUGUAUGGCUCUACACAGUUUGUUGAUCCCUAAAGAUGUACACACCUACCCCUGUGGGUUUUCCAUAUGGUUGUACACACAAAUACCUAUGGGUUAUCUGUAUAGCUGUGUGCACUCAUUGCUGAUCCCUACAGUUGUACACAUACCCGGACUCUAAACUGUCACUGCUGAUCCCUACUGCUGUGCACAAAUAUACAAGCUCUGUAUUGCUGUAUACACACAGGAGAUCCAUAUUGCUGUAUUUCUAGGACCUGUACUGUGCAUGUAUACAUGUACAUUGACUGACUUUAUAAACCUGGACCCACGGUCCUAUAUGGAGGACUCAUAAAUGGUGGGGUCCAUUAUUGCUGUACACACCCACCAGAAGCCAUGCUACUGUACACCUGGGAUUUGUACACUGCCAUAUACACAGGAAAUCCCUAGCACUAGUUGCACAAAGAAUCUGCUGUGCAUAUAAACAAGAUUCUUACUACUGUAUACACGUGCCCCUACAGAGCAUCUAUAUAGCUUUAUCUAUGGCACCUGUACAUGUGUGCACUGAACCUAUACUGCCGUACACAAAAUACAUCUCUAGAAUUGUCUA